UGGGCGAGGCGCCCUGCUGACGUCACAGGGGCGCGCGCGGCUCUGACGCGCUCUCACGGUAACCGCCGGAAGAGCCGCCCGGAGCCGGGGAGAGCUGGAAGCGGCGGCAGUAUACAUGAAGCUUGAGAUCUGAACCUGCUAUGACUGACCCAGACGUCCUCACUGAGGUCCCAGCAGCUCUCAAACGCCUUGCCAAAUAUGUGGUGCGUGGCUUUUAUGGCAUUGAACAUGCUUUGGCUCUGGACAUUCUCAUCAGGAACCCCUGUGUGAAGGAAGAGGACAUGUUAGAGCUCCUUAAGUUUGAUAGGAAGCAGUUGCGGGCUGUCCUCAACACCCUCAAGGGUGACAAGUUUAUCAAAUGCAGGAUGAGGGUAGAGACGGCUCCAGAUGGCAAAACCACCCGUCACAACUACUACUUCAUCAACUACCGCCUUCUGGUUAACGUGGUGAAGUACAAGCUGGACCACAUGAGGAGGAGGAUUGAGACAGAUGAAAGAGACUCCACCAAUCGCGCCUCUUUUAAAUGCCCCAUUUGCUUCAGCACUUUCACAGACUUGGAGGCCAACCAGCUGUUUGACCCCAGGACAGGAACUUUCCGCUGUACUUUCUGUGAGACUGAAGUGGAAGAAGAUGAAUCGGCGAUGCCCAAAAAGGAUGCAAGGACACUCGUGGCAAGAUUUAAUGAGCAGAUUGAGCCCAUCUAUGCGCUGCUACGUGAGACGGAAGAUGUUAACUUAGCCUAUGAAAUCCUCGAGCCAGAACCCACAGAGAUUCCUGCCCUGAAGCAGAGCAAGGAGCGUGCAGCUGGUACUGGUUCAGGGACAGCAGCUGGCAUUGCAGGUGGACACCAUCGGGAAGCAUGGACUACAAAAGGACCAUCAUAUGAGGACUUGUAUACCCAGAACGUUGUCAUCAGCAUGGAGGACCAGGAGGAUCUUAACCGGUCUGCAGGUGAAGGAAAGCCAGCCAGAGAGAGACCAAUUUGGCUACGGGAGAGCACGGUGCAGGGGGCUUAUGACCCUGAUGAAAUCAAAGAUGGUGGCCGGGAUCUGGAUGCCUUCCAGGACCGUGAGGAGGGCCGGGCAGCUCUGGAUGAUAAUGAGGAGGUGAUGCGUGCCCUGCUUAUCCACGAGAAGAAGACACCUUCUGCUUCAACAGUCACCAUCGGAGGUGCCGCUCCUCUCUCCGGUGCCAACGCUAGUGACUCCGAGAGUGAGACAAGCGAAUCGGAGGAGGAAUCCCCUCCCCGCCCUCCUGCCACGGCCACCUCAACGUACAGGCUGGAGGACGAGGAGGAGGAUGAAGAGUUUGAGGUGGUGGCAGAAGACCCCACUGUCACAGUGGCUGGGCGUCCACACUCGUACAGCCAAGUGAGCCAGCGCCCCGAGCUGGUGGCCCAGAUGACACCGGAGGAAAAAGAGGUUUACAUAGCCAUGGGGCAACGCAUGUUUGAGGACAUGUUUGAUUAACUGCUUCCUGCCACGGCAUUUUUUAAAAAGUGACUUUUUAAGCCAGAGACUCCCUAGUAAAACAGAAGACUGAAGCGCAUCUUUCCUCCCCUGUGCGCAGGGACACUGGGCAUUGGGACUGCUAAUCUCAGGCAUUUUGCUCACCAGAGCGGGGGAGCAGGAAGGCUGCAUGUGCCAAGACAGACUUCCAAGAUCUGGUAUCAAGCUUCUAGAUAUCAAGCCACAGAGCGGGGCUCUGCACGCAUGCCAGAAGAGGAAGAACGGCCACUGCUGCAAGCAAAGCCAGCCACUGCCAGCAGGUGCCCUUUUGUCAGAAGGAAGGCUCCAAAAUGUGUGGCUGAAGAUGAGGGGUGAUCUCUGUCCUGGUGCCGUGGGUGGCUAAGCGUGGAUGGGAGCUCACCAGGAAGGUUUCGUCUGGACACUGGAAGAUGGAUAUGUGCAAUCAACUUUCUGCUCUCCAAGAUCCUGGAGAUCAUCAAAAAGCUGGGCUACUCAGACAAACUCACGGUAACGCAGGUUCUGGUACAAUUUUUCCAUCGGGGCUUGCAGCUUUGCUGAGAUACCUGCUUUCCUACGGAGGGUAGUGGCAGGCAGAUGGACAGCUACUCUGCUCCGGCUGAUGCAUGGUGAAUUUCUUCGCCAAGACUCUGACACAUGUGAGCUCAUAUAUGAUGGAGAGAUCAGCGGCAGGGGCUUCCUGCAUGGAGGUGGAGGACACCGCACAGCUCUCCUUGCCCAAAUGGCUGGAACGAGGGAGAAGUGCUCUCUGCUCUUUCUUCUCCAGUGUGUCUGUAGCCUUCUCUCUUCUCUGGACGUGGUGUUGGGGAGGUCCCCAGCUGGCUGGUGCAAGGGGGUCACGUCAUCCUCCUGCAACCAGGUGGAGGAGGAAGGCAUGAGGAUGGAUGCACCCAGGGAGCCGCAGGGGAUCCGUUUUUUCUCCGGGCUGAUCAUUUCAUCGGUGAUUAUGGAAGUUCAGCAGAUCCCUUCUCUGGUGCCAGAAGCAAAUAGGCGAUUGCCUCAGAAGAGGAGAAUGAAUACACCUCACAAAACUCACAUGGACCUCACAUAACUCAUUCGUGUUAAAAGACUUUCCGCACCGUGCUGCCAGCGUUGUUAAAACGUCACCUGUUAUUUAUGCCACCGCAGCCGAAUGUUUCAUUUAUGACUGUAAAUGAGCAGCAAGCUUGACGAACAAAUGAAGAUGCUGAGCCUCAUCCCAUGUAACCCCAUGCCUGCCGCUGCCCUUGGGGGCUGCAGCCAAGCACGGGCAGAACCGGGCUGUAUUUGCCACAGGCCUGUGCUUCACGGGAGCUUUCACACUGAUGUCGCAGUCUCACAUUUCAUAAAGUUCGGCACUAAUUGAAAAGUGCUUACUCCUGUUUGUUUAACUCAAGCGCCUAGUGCUGCCUGUGUGGUUUUCAUAGGGAGGAAUAGCCAACGACCCUGCUGCUAAUGAAGAAUUGAAGUUCAAGCAUAAAGUAGUGAUUAACUGUAGGUCACCUAUGAAAAAUGCCUUUGCCUGUCCAGAGCUGUUGUAUUUCUUCAGCGCACAGGGGAUUUUUCUGAAACUCCUGAAGCUAAGCUGCCAGCAGGUUAUAAACCAAAAGGCAUUCAAUUAGAGCCUGUCUAUUCUUCACCAGGGGUGCCCAGGCUUCCUUGCCCCGCAAGCCACGUAUUGAACCCCCUGCACAGCAAAAAGCCCCGUGCUGCUCUACCUAAAACUGCUGAGGAGAUCCCUGAGAGAUGUUCCCCGGUGAGAAAUGACCCGUCUGUGUAGCUCACUGCACCUCCCAGCCCUCCACCGGCACUUCCAGGCUGGGAGGUGGCUGUUGGGUCCCAGGCUACUGGGGGCUGUUGGACCUGGCAGCCCACCCCUACAGCUGGGGCUUGGGUGGACGACAACAUCCCAAGAAGAGGAGCUGGAUGCUACAGCAACGGAGGAUGUCAAAUAGCAACCAUUAUAUCAAGAUACAGUAGCAGUACAGAAUAUUUGCAACCAAGAAUACUGAAAGAAGUGUCUGAGGAGCUUCCUGAAUCACUGACAAUGAUUUGUAAAAAAUCUUGAAAGACAAGGGAGGACCAGAAAAGUGCUGAAGUUACGCUGUUGAUUAAACAGCAUGAACCAGAGUUGUCCUCAGAAAUCAUGAUGGGCACCGCUUCUCUGCAUGUACAGAAGAUUUGGUUGUAUGUCUGUCUGGUCUCUCCCACAGAUAGACGGAGCACCAAUGCAGCUGGUACAGCAUGUCUGGUGCCAUGCUGAUCACAAGCUAGCCAGCAGCAUGCCAGCCUCUUCAA
Messenger RNA from Haliaeetus leucocephalus (bald eagle), 3764 nucleotides. RefSeq names its product general transcription factor IIE, polypeptide 1, alpha 56kDa (gene GTF2E1). Lineage: Eukaryota; Metazoa; Chordata; Aves; Accipitriformes; Accipitridae. Gene Ontology annotation, cellular component: transcription factor TFIIE complex. The record is from RefSeq and is a predicted model, not a curated record. The coding region runs from base 141 to 1469 and encodes 442 amino acids. Gene Ontology annotation, biological process: transcription initiation at RNA polymerase II promoter; transcription open complex formation at RNA polymerase II promoter. The transcript has 15 exons.